This is a messenger RNA of Mercenaria mercenaria, 8756 nucleotides long. RefSeq lists its product as uncharacterized. NCBI's taxonomy places the organism in Eukaryota, Metazoa, Mollusca, Bivalvia, Venerida, Veneridae. The coding region runs from base 85 to 3087 and encodes 1000 amino acids. The transcript has 6 exons. The record is from RefSeq and is a predicted model, not a curated record.
AAUAGGUUUAGAGGUUUUCUUUCAUAUUUUACAGAAAUUAACUGAAAACGAAAGUUUGAUAACAGGAAGUAAUAUAACUGUGAAAUGAAUCAUAAAGAAGAGAAAUACAGAAACUGGGUGAGAGGUGGACUGGCGUAUUUGUAUUUAAAAGCUGGUAUAAAAGGGUUCGCUGAUGAUGUGGUUCAGCAACAACACAAACAUAUUCUGCAUACUGUCAACAACACACCUGGACUCAGCUGCAACCAAUGCUGUGUUAGAGACCUGCAACCAUUACAUAAGUGUGAGAAGGAUCCUGAUUCCGGCAGAAACAGGUGUCCACGGCGUCAGAACAUCUGUAAUUGUCUCUCAACAAAAACAAAGCCAUGUCCUAGUAGAAUAUGUGACGCUAUUAUGGAAGAAAUUUUAAACAAUCAUGGAUCAACACCGCCUAGACCAAACUGGAGAAAUACAGAUGCACAGAAAUGGUGCUCAAAUCCAUGGGAGAUUGCCAAAUGUUUCAUUGAUUUGCCGGGUUAUUCUUUCCAGUCUAAGGCAGACGAUUUUGAUGCCUCUGCGUUACUUCAAAUGUUUAUCAACAAUGUCAGUCUCACAAGGCAUUUUUCGGACAAACUAAAUCGGAGCGAUACACUUAAAAAGACCCUACAAAGAAGAAAUGAAUUAUUCCAUUCAUCGGCUAUGGAAAUGGAAGACUCUCAGUUAGCUGAAUGUAUUGAUGAAAUCAUAGCAAUUCUUGAGGAUGAAAAAGAAUUGAAAGCAAGGCAUGAUACUCAAGAAGCAGUCCGCUCACUUAAACAGUUGAAGCAAGAGAGCUUUAUCAUUACUACGCCCCAGGAGUCUGAUGUAUUGAUAAGUGCUGUAACCCACGUUACUAACAGAUUUAAGGAACUGACACAACCUUUAGAAGUUUUACCGACGGGAAUAGCUACUGAAGCAUUAACUCCAACACUUGAACAGAUAAGAAUACAUUUUGCAACAGAACUUUCAGCACUUGGACCGAUUGGAAGAACUGCUGAAACAAUAGCUUCAACACUUGAACCGAUUGGAAGAACUACUGAAACAAUAGCUUCAACACAUGAACGGAUGGGAAGAGCUACUGAAACAACAGCUUCAACACGUGAAUUGAUGGGAAGAGCUACUGAAACAACAGUUUUAACACGUGAAUUGAUGGGAAGAGCUACUGAAACAACAGUUUUAACACGUGAAUUGAUGGGAAGAGCUACGGCAACAAAAGAUUCAACACGUGAAUUGAUGGGAAGAGCUACUGAAACAACAGAUUCAACACGUGAAUUGAUGGGUAGAGCUACUGAAACAACAGUUUUAACACGUGAAUUGAUGGGAAGAGCUACUGAAACAACAGAUUCAACACGUGGAUUGAUGGAAAGAGUAACUGAAAGAAUAGAGUCCACACUUGAAUUGAUGGGAACAACAGCUUCAACACGUGAAUUGAUGAUAAUAUUUUUAAAAUUGGUAACAAAAAUGCGACAUGGGAUGCAUAUGAUACCGUACUGUGAUGAAUGGGUUCUGGACAUUAUUCGUCAAUCUUACAAGAGCCAGAUAUACCAAAUUAUAGAUGCUCAAGAUGGUCUCUGGAUGUCCUUCAUUUCUGGGGAUAUUGAAACGGAUUUAUUGGCCAAAGAAAUAUUGCCGAGCAACCAUCUAUUGCAGUCGGCUUGUACAAAAUUAGGACGACAUUCAAACAUUGUCUCCAAAAUAUGUAGUAAAAUCUCAGCUUUUAUCAAAAUGUCAACAAAAGAUAUUGUCGAUACAUGGGCAGCAUAUGAAUACUCGGAAUAUGAAAAAAAUGGUGAAGCGAAGGUGAUUUUUGUUGUAUGUACAACACAGAUACGGGCACGGAUAGAUGUCAGAGACUAUAUAAUACAUCAACGGAAAAUCAACACGUAUAGUUCGGAAAGUCAGGAGGUACUGGCUGAAUCUAUAAAGACUCUGGACAAAGACUACCAGCCUAAUGAAAUAAGUGAGCUAAGAAAAUGCAUAGCGACCCAUUCAGACUCUUUGAUAGAUUCACACAGUAAUCUUAAUAUAAUAUCACCCAGUUUGAAGAGGUCAAGAGGUUACGGUACUGCCUCUCGCGUUAUUUCCGACGAGUUAUGUAUCGUGCUCUACGUCGAUGUGAAAGGUUUUAUACCAAUACAAGAAGAAGCCUUUCCAAAGCAACUCGAUGGAAUUCCAACAGAUGUAUGGGAAGGUGGUUUUGAAACUUUUACUGGUGGACCAAAUGAUACUCACGAGCAUAUGAAAAUGGGUUUAGCAAUUCAUGCGUAUAAUACUAACAGUCUUGGGAAGCUUGUUGGAGGAACACUUGGUGGUUUCGUUGAGCAUCCGUUGCAUGGCUUGUGUGGCAUCAGUUGCUCGCAUGUGCUAUUGUCUGGUGAGGAAAUGCGCAAAGUUCAAAACGGAGGACAGUUAGAAAUACAAAAAAGCGUUUAUCACCCUGUUUGUUAUACUUCAUCGACACAGUUUGGAAAAGUGGUAUCCGCUGUGUUUAAAGAAGAGAGUUCAACUACAGGCGUUGACGUUGCAAUGUUCAAAAUAGAGGCAAAAUUUCCACUAAAAGGGGACUUUCCGGAUGCUUUCAACUAUUUGGAGUCAGGAUUCGAUGAGAGAAAUCCAUUACUAUUCAAUUCAGGAGAUGUACUUGAUGUAUCUGCCAAGCUGGAGGGUAGACCAGAGGUAUAUAAAUUUGGAAUUGCUACUGGAAUUACGAGAGGCAGUUUCGGCUUACAAGGAUCUGUCAUAAGGCGAAAACAAGUGCUUGAAGGUCAGUGGGAAGGAUUUGGAUACCGGCUGAAAAAUUUAAUUGAAAUUCUGGCUAUAGGAGGAAAACCUUUCGCUCAGAUUGGCGAUUCUGGUGCUUUAGUAAUGAAAGAAGGGACAGGAGGUGAUUCUGUAGCUAUUGGAAUGGUCCAGGCCGGAUUGCAUGAUGGUAGUAGAGUGUUUGUCUCGCCAAUCUGUGAUAUUCUAAAGAGCUUAGGAUGCCCUUUAUCUAUGAAAAAGUUCAACUCAGAUUCGACGAACUCGCCCAAUAUGUCUCAGCGCAGCACUAGUCCUAUGCAAACAGAUGUUUAGAAUUAACCAUUUCUGUGCACAUGAAUGUUAAAAGUUCCCGAUAAACAAUACUGUAACAUGAUAUAUCUACAAAUUGCAAGACAAUUUACUGAGAGAUUAAAUGACAUCGACAUGAAUUACCCAUAUUCAGGUAGUUCUGCAUUUUUUUCUACAAUGUAGAAUUCGAUUAAACUCUGAUUUUUCGAAACUUCAGAAUAUACCUAGAAAAUUCAGCAAAUAAUAAUGAUAGUGUCGUGUGCUUCAUUUUUUGCUAGACUUAUUUGAAAAAAUGGACCUCACGCAAUAUUUUAUAAUGGGAGUCUAUGGGAAAAUCAUAACUUUCAUAACAUUUUUGCAAACAUAAUUUUUUUUUACAAUGUAGAUUUUGAUGAAACUUUUCACAGUUGUAAAUAAACACAUGGCCUAUAAUUGGCUAAAAUAAAAUGUACAGGUCCGUGUGCUUAUUAUGGAGAUAUUUAGCCAUGAUUAUAAUAAAAUGUAUAGGUCCGUGUGAUUAUUAUGGAGAUAUUUAGCCAUGAUUAAAGUGAACCGGACAUUUCACGCCGAUUUUAAGACUGUCACAUUUUUUUGAAUUGUUAAACGUGAUCAUAUUUUGACUGUAGAAAUAUAGCAACAGUGCAAUUGUAAUAAAUUUACUCACAGGUUUUGAUUAAUUCAUAAAAUAAUUUUUAUUUCCGUACGUCUGGACAAAUACAUUUUACUUAAGGUAGUUCUGCACGUUCGGAUCAUUUUUUUUCUACAAUGUAGAAAAUGAUUAAAUCCCGAUUUUUUCAAAACUUCAGAAUGCACUUCGACAAAAAAAAAAAAAAAAAAAAAAUAGGGUCGUGUGUUCGAUGUUUUGCUAGACUGAUUUGAAAAACAAUUACCUCACACAGUUUUAUAAGGGAGUCUAUGGGAAAAUCACAUUUUUCAUAAUAUUUUCGCGAAUAGAUUUUUUCUUUUUUCUACGAUGUAGAUUUUAAUGAAACUUCUCACAAUCUUAAAUGAAGCGCUAUAAUAUGGUGAAAAAAAAUGUAACGGUCCGUGUGCUUCUGUUUUACAUACUUGCCAACGAUUAGAGAUCCGCGAAUUUCAAGCUAAUUUUGAGACAUUUUUCCGAAUUAUUUAACGUUUCAGAUGAUUUAAUAUAUCAUUUUAAUUUUAAAAAAGAUAGUAACGUUGCCGAUGUAAUAAAUUCAUCCACCCGUUGCUAUAAAUUCAUAUUUGCCACGCCAUGAGAAAACCAGCAUAGUGCGUCUGCGACCAGAAUGAAUCAAGACAAGCCUGCGCAUCUGCGCAGUCUGAUCAGGAUUCAUACUGUUCGCUUUAAAAGCCUAUUGCAAUCAGAUAAACCGUUAGCUAACAGCAUGGAUCCUGACCAGACCUCGCGGAUGCGCAAGCUUGUCUGGGUCCGUACUGGUCGCAAACGCACUAUGUUGGUUUUCCCAUGGCGCGGCUCAUAUAAUGAUUCAUGUUCACUUCCGUACGCCGAAUCCAAGCUUUUUCUACGUCUGGAUAACUGACGUUACGCUAUUACUUUCUGUUUAUCAAACGUGCAGAACUACCUUAAGAAAUCAUACAUCCAAAAAGUUAAAUCAUUGUAAGGGGAACAGAUCAGAUAACAAAAAUUUAAAUCAGGAGGGUACUUCUGAAUGACAAACAAUUGUUUUAUUCAGGGUGAAACAAUCGCUGUUAGAGAUAUAUCGUUUUACUUCUAAAACAAUUUCAUGGAUCAUUAUCUACAUCCUUAUCAUUCACCAAGUAUUCACCUAUUUUGUUUUGUUUGCUUUUGCAGCGCGCCGCUAUAAUGUUUGACGCUAUGACGUUAUAACAGUGACGUACAAACAUUAAUUUUGUUAUAUAACCUCCACGAAGGAGGAGGGAUAUAGCUUUGGCGUUGUCCUCCGUUCUUCCGUCCCAAACCAUAUCUAUGACUUUGUGCGGAUUAUCUAAAUAAAACAUUUCAGGAAAGUUAACUGCUAUUGGGAAAUGCCACCCUUCAAGUUUCGGUCAGAUUGCAUGAGUAAGACAAGAUAUACGGAGUUAUAUCUCAGACAUGGUUGGAAUUGAUUAAAUAAAACAUGGUAGAAAUGUUUACUGCUAUAGGGCAAUAGGGCCUUGCAAGGUCGGUUGAGGAAUACAAGAUUUGUCACCCUUUGCAAUAAUAUAUUUUAUAUAGUACAUAUUAUAGUGUUUUUAUUCGAUUUUUGUCCGUCCGGUGUCAUAUUUCAGAAUUGGUUUGAAGGAUUUCAAUUAAACAUUGUAGAAAUAUUAACUGCUAUAUAAAAAUGCGACCCUGCAAGUCAAAGUUUGAUUGCUUGAGAAAGACAAGAUUUAAGGUUCUUUGUACUUACAUCAAAUGUAUGUGACACCCUUUUAAUGAUAGACAGGUUCAAAGGCGCUUACAUUUUGCUUGAAAAAAAAUCGUAAACUCCAUUUUCUGUCCGUCUAGAGUCAUACCUCAGACAUGUUUUAAUAUAUUUCAAUAACACAUGGUAGAAAUGUUUAAUGCUCCAGGGAAGGUCGAUAUUGCAAGUUUCAGACAGAUUGCUUGAAAAAAAAAAGAACAGCGAGAUUUAUUGUCGUUUAUAUUUAUCUAAUGCUUACUAUAAAGGUCAUUUGUCUGCAAAUUUAAUGUAAUUUUAAGCUUCAUUUUAGCUAUGGGAUAUUGUGACAAUAGCUUUCUUAGAACCUGAUGCGUAUUUUUUUUUUGUCACUGGGGUCAAGGUCAUAGUCACUGUUACUGAAAAGAGCUGAUUAUAUUUCAAUAUCUUUAGUAAGGAAGGGGGUAUGGCAUCCAGACUUGGAAUUUAGGAAACUUGCACAGAGGCCGUGGUUUUAGAUAUAUAUUGGCUUACUUAGGGCAAGGUCAAAUUCGUCGUUACUAAAAACAGAAAAGUGGUUUUCUCAUGUGUUGCAAAAUUAUUUUUUCACUGAUUGUGAAGACAAUUGUUCGCUUGAUAUGUGUAUUAAAGAAAGUAUGAUUUAAGUCAUAGUAAAUGAGACACAAUGCAGUGGCAUAAGAUUUUGAAGUCCUAUCAUUUAAUGUUCUCGUCUUAAAAACAUAAAAGUGAUGAUAGCUUAGUUGCAAUAUUAAUAUUUAUGGGAACUUUAUAUCACAAACGUACACAUGUUUUUACACACUAUGUAUUCCGUUCAUAAAAUUUAUUUGUUCGAAAGAUAUUUUAUAUCAUUACAUUUUACAUAUUGUAUUCAUGGAAAUGCUUUCCUAUACUAUCCAAAUCAUCAUUGGUGUGAAUGUAUCGUUUGUACUUUGUUCCGUAUAAAGGUAACUGUUCUAGAUAGGAGAAUAAGAGCCGCAUUACCGCCGUAACCGGAUAUCCUCGUCUGCAUUACAACUAGUGACAGACCAUUUUAUGGUUACAUGCAAUACCGUAUUUUAUGAAUUGCUGUUUAUAUAAGGCAAAACUAAAAGAUUUUAGGAUAAUAUGAUAAAAAUACUAUUAAAAACAACGGUUACUAAAUUUGGUUAUAAAAUAACUUAUGAUAAUUGAAAAUUUGAAUUUGUAGAUUUAUUACCUCGUCUGGUAUUGUCAUAGAUUGCAUUUUAUUGUAUCUGUAAAUUUCUGCAUGUCAGGCCUCAUUUUGCCAUUUAUUAAGCAUUUAUGUCUUAGCGUUAUGUAAUUUUUUUUACAAUCAACAAAUAAAAUAGGUGUCAUUGUCGACCUAUUUUUGUUGUCAGUGAAGUAUGAAUGCGCAUAUAGCUGUUUAUUCAUGUACAAACGGGGGUUUUCUAGGAAAACGUACAUGUUUAGGGUAAGGGGUAAAUCCUGCAAUGAUUCUUUAUUCCCGAAAGCUGACUUCUUCCGAGAAUUUUUAAAAGUCGAAAAACUGCACAAGGCAAUAUGCCAUUAAUUUUAUACACAAGUUGAUGAUAAUCAUGUUCAUCCUGUAAUGUUCUCGUCUCCUAAACGCGAGGCGUCAGUUUUGUCAUGAUUUUUUUGUAAAACUGUUGUACUAAGAUCUUUGUGUUGUGAUGGACGUUUCUGAACACUACAAUACUGGAAUAAAAACAUUAUUUCACAAACAUAGGUGCUUUCUUGUAUUCGUAUAUGCAGACAUAUUGGAACGUAUCUGCUAGUUUGACUGUGUCAUAAAACAUUAGUCUGUGAAAGCAUAACAUAUCAGUCUUACAUGUGCAAAUACUGUUUAUUCCAUGUAUAAGAAAUAUACUUACUAUUCCAAUAUUAGUCAUCGAUUAUAAAUUUGAAAGACAGUGGUGUUGAAACUUAAUAAAGAAAAUUCCAAUUUAGACUACAGGUUUCCUGCCAUCCAGAUAAAUAUAUAUAUGUUUUAUAAAUUGACAACCGUUUUGUUUAUGUAAGUAAGUAAGUAAGUAAGUAAGUAAAUUGUUUAUUAACGUGACAUGUGUUAUAUACAGUACAUACAUAUUACAAUAAAUGAUCAACAUCCGGCCCAAUGGACCUAUAUGUCACCUGGUAACUUGUUACACAUUUAUAACAUGAUCUUAAAAUGGGAAGAAUAUGAAAUAAAAUAUCAUAUUAACUCGCAGCAAAUAUGUGGAUAUUUUGAUGAUUAAACAGUUUUGAAUUUAUUAUAUGUUAAACUUUAUGUUUACGAUCAUAGUAUGUCACCCACUUGUAAAAUAUCUAAAUAAUUUAAAAUGAAUAGCAUAUUGACAUACUUCCUAAAAUUACCUAUUCAACCGUACUCUAUAUUUGUUUGUCAUCAUGGAAGUAUACAAAAUACAAAAUAUUUAAAAUUUGUGUUUGUUCUGUUUGUUCUCAAAACUAUACUUCUUGAUUUUUAUUUCGGCGUGAUGUAAAUAUUUUACUUUGCAUAUUUGCAGUAUUCCUCCUUCUCUCAGAUUUUGGAAUAUUUGUAUCUGAAAGUUAAUGUCUUUUAUACUCUCGAAUGAUAGGUUGUGUUUGAUAUAUGCAAGUUAGUCGUGCCAUCAUUUUACUUACGUAUGCUUAAUUAAAAGCUAAUAAUAUCAAGUAUUAAAGAGUAAUCAUAUACUAGUAACAAUAAUGAUAAUGAUAAUGGUAACAAUAAUAAUAAUAACAACAACAAUAAUAAUAAUAAUAAUAAUAAUAAUAAUGUCUGUUUUAAUAUGAUUUACUUUUGCAUAUCUAUAUUUUUUUCUGAAAUUGUUUAAAAAAUACAAGAUCACAAUGAUUUGUUCCAGCUACGAUAAACUACUUCAGUCUAUUCAUAUAAAAUUAAAAGUGCUUACUAUAUAUACUAGUGAACACGGUGUUUCUCUUUAUUUCCAUUUUUAUGUGACAAUACUAUUUUAAAGCCAAAAUCUAGGAGCUACAUUAUGAAAAAGCUCCCCUCCCCCACCCCCACACACAUACACUCACACACACAUAUAAAUCCCCACCACUUCAUAUACAUGCCUGGCUUCAUUCACAAAUAAAACAUGAAUAUUCGAAAAUCUCUUUAAACUUUUUUUAUUUACGAUACUCCAAAUUAAUAGUAAAAUAUGUGUGCAGAUACAUUGGAAGUAUAAAUGCAACCAAGCAAAACAAUAACCUACUAGGUUGAUUAGAGGUUUGAUUGAGUCUGUUUAUAAGAAAUAAACUGUAAUGUGCGACAUCAUUCACGCUAGCACCUGUUAGCGGAAUUCUUUUAUAAUAUUAAAUUUCUCAAUGAUCGCAAAGGAACAGAAAAUAAACAAGACUUAGCACAAAUUCGCUAGCAUG